AUGGAGAGCGAAAUGAUGACCUCUUCUACAUGGAGAAAAGUUGCAUACGGAGGCAUGCAACCCGGGUUUGACGACAACCACACAGACGACUCAUUCCUGGAAGAAAUGGUGAUGAAUGCCAACGUUGUCAAACGUGACAUUCUCAAAGUCAUGCUCGACUCUGUCUCCAUAUCUCAGUACCUCUGCAUUGUCGCUCUCGUAGGUUUGGUUUGGACCUACACCCUCAGAUCAAUCCUCAACGAAAACUCACUCUUGCUUCUUGACGUCACACUUCUCGGUUUAGGGUUCCUCGUUCUGCUUCUAACAAAAGAAAUGCUCUCCUUCAAUCUUUUCAUGCGUUACUUGCUCAACAUUUCGUUUUUCAUUAGUGGUUUGUAUGUUUUGGCUCCAAUAUACCAAACACUCACCACUUCCAUUAGCUCCAAUUCGAUUUGGGCCGUCACGGUUGCGUUGCUUGUCCUGCAUUUGUUCCUGCAUGAUUACUUUGGCUCCACUGUUAGGGCUCCUGGGGCUCUGCACAAUCCCACACUGACAAGUUGUAUUUCUUUGAAUGCUUCUGUUGUGGCCUCAGUGUUCAUUGCUUCUUGCCUCCGGUCUAGGUUGCAGGUUUUCGCAAUCAUGUUGUUCUCUCUGCAAGUGUUCCUUUUCGCUCCAUUGGUUACAUACUGUAUUAAGAAGUAUUCGUUCCGUUUACAUCUUUGGUUUUCUUUUGGGCUGAUGAUUGCUACAUUAGUGUUUGUUUAUACCCUACAUUUGUUGCUUUUUGUGAUGUUGUUAGGAUUGUUGGUUUUUGUCACUGUGGUUUGUCCGUAUUGGCUGAUCCGGAUGCAAGAAUAUAAGUUUGAGAUAAAGGGUCCUUGGGAUGAGGCUAAGCUUUGCUUUGAUAUCACUGAUUGA
Molecule: messenger RNA, 897 nt
Organism: Fragaria vesca subsp. vesca
Lineage: Eukaryota; Viridiplantae; Streptophyta; Magnoliopsida; Rosales; Rosaceae
Product: putative phosphatidylinositol N-acetylglucosaminyltransferase subunit C-like
Exons: 1
Coding region: 1-897 (298 amino acids)
Biological process (GO): GPI anchor biosynthetic process
Cellular component (GO): glycosylphosphatidylinositol-N-acetylglucosaminyltransferase (GPI-GnT) complex; membrane
Source: RefSeq, a predicted model, not a curated record